AUGGCUGCUUCGCAUAAGGUGGCGCACGCCGCUCGCAGGGGCCCGAGCAUCGUGAAGGAGAUCGUGUACGGGAUAACCCUCAGCGUUUCCGCGGGGUUGAUGUGGAAUGUGCACCACUGGAAUACCCAGAGAAGGACCAAGGAGUUCUAUGAUCUGCUCGAGCGUGGUGAGAUCAGCGUUGUGGUCGAAGAUGAGUAG
Molecule: messenger RNA, 198 nt
Organism: Syzygium oleosum
Lineage: Eukaryota; Viridiplantae; Streptophyta; Magnoliopsida; Myrtales; Myrtaceae
Product: putative cytochrome c oxidase subunit 5C-4
Exons: 1
Coding region: 1-198 (65 amino acids)
Source: RefSeq, a predicted model, not a curated record